Messenger RNA from Clonostachys rhizophaga, 1113 nucleotides. The record is from the annotation of a GenBank genome assembly. Lineage: Eukaryota; Fungi; Ascomycota; Sordariomycetes; Hypocreales; Bionectriaceae.
AUGCGCCUCCCUACAGAAGUUGAGCGCCGUGAUCUUAUCAAGGUGCUCUUCGGGGAUAGCCAUGCUGACCAUGCCAAUACGCAGAGAUUCGAUGCCUACUUCCAGCAUUAUUAUUCGGCCGUUUGCCCAGCCUCCACGGGAGAUGCUGUAAUAGAGCUUGACACCCCGGCAUUGCGCUCGCAUAGCGAUAUCAUCAACUGCGUCAAUCUCAUCAUUCGCAAUCCACAGAUCUCAUUCGAUGCUUUCAUCCAAAGUGCGGUCGAUUCAAAGACGGGAGGAUCAUCUAGUCAGAGGGAAAAGGAGCAUAUCGCUAGAGUCACCACUGAGGUGGCAUUUGCUAUCAGCUGCUCACUCAAAGAAUACUAUGCCCAUGACCUUCUUGAUAAUUUCUCACGUCACGUCAAGUGGGAAGGCAGUAUAUCGUUUGUCACCUUUAUUCAGGAUGCAUUUGAUUCUGUUUCGCUGCCUUGUAACACACCUCACCAAGACCGGAGCAAGAAACACCUCAAGGCAUGGAAGUUAUCUAAACGUUUCGGCAUCAAGAUGAGGAAAACAAACAAUCUGCUGGAGCAUCUUAUAUUGGACCCGAAAAACAUGACCCUCAAAGUCUUUCACCAAGUAUCCUUCCUAAGAGCACAUCUUGAGAAGACGAAAAACGAACCAUUGGACCUUUCAUUCGAAGAGAGUUUGAAAAGGGGAACCUUGCCGCCAAAAUUGCUACUAGAAACACUACUAACUUUCCACGAUGUUCUAUAUCCAGUCGCCAGCGUUCGCGACAAAAGAUCCCGUGCGUCCUUGGAUAAUAUGAUUCAGAAACACGGCUUUGAUCCAGAGAGCAGAUGGAUCGAGUUUGUCCGAGCCACCCCUAUGGAUAUGGAAUUCGACUACUGGGGCUCUCGCCUUUCAAUACUCCAGGGCUUUGUCAAAAAGCCUCCGCCACCAAACGCUCUGGUUGCUUGGUUUGAGAGACACACAUCUGAGAGGAAUGCACUCACUGUUGCUAUCAUUGGACUGCUACUAGCGGUAAUUUUUGGCGUUCUGUCAUUCAUCGUCGGUUUACUUCAACUAAUCUUGGCGUACAUUGCAUACAAAUACCCUCCUGCAAAUGUUUGA